Molecule: messenger RNA, 1243 nt
Organism: Stylophora pistillata
Lineage: Eukaryota; Metazoa; Cnidaria; Anthozoa; Scleractinia; Pocilloporidae
Product: neuromedin-K receptor-like
Biological process (GO): G protein-coupled receptor signaling pathway
Cellular component (GO): plasma membrane
Molecular function (GO): G protein-coupled receptor activity
Source: RefSeq, a predicted model, not a curated record
AUGACGCAAUGCGAAAGUUGCGUAAGCACGUGUAGGCUAGAUAACGAGGUUGUAACAGGAGACGCUUGGGAGAUGAUGAAAUUAGUUUUUGUGUGCGAGAGUAGAAAUGAAAACGAGGAGGAGAAUAAAACAGGAUUUGUUAAGGACAAUUUUCGAGUACCUUGGAGUAUGGAAGCUUCAGCCAUUGUACCUUGGAAGACAAAUAAUCAAGGAAACACUUCAAGCCCUCCACUUUCAACCAGCCAAUCAGUGCUGCUCGCAAGUUUGGCGUCAGUCUAUUUCGUUAUCGUGUUUGCUUCCAUAUUUGGCAACUGCAUGAUCAUCCACAUCAUCCGUACAAGACACUUCUUGAAAACCACCACCAACUACCUUAUCCUCAAUCAAGCAUGCGCAGACUUGAUCAUUACAUUUACUGUUAUGUUAAGCAUGCUGGGUGAUGAACUAUUUCACAGAAGGUGGUUUGAUGGAGACUGGGGAUUACCUAUGUGCAGGCUACUGGUGUGGUUUCAUUUUCCAGCUGAGUACUGUUCCAUCUGGAGCCUCGUUGCCAUAGCCGUUGACCGUUAUUAUGCAGUAGCUCGCCCUUUGAAGUUUUCCCCUUUAUUUCACCGUACAAGGCUAGUAGUUUCCUCGAUUUGGGUGUUGUCUAUGUCUUCGUCAGCUGGCAUGAUUUCCAUGGCCAAACUUGUCUUCGUGGAGGGAACUGGCCACUUUUGUGUCAUAGAUUACUCCCAUGUUGAGCUGUCUGCAGCAAGCAUUGUAGGCCUCUGCGUGUUGCUGUUUAACUUCGUCGUUCCUCUUUUGGCCAUGGCGGUUCUUUAUUCUAUCGUGUGCUCUCGUUUGUUGUUUAGAGAAGUGCCUGGCGAUGAAGCUGGUCACGAUACAAGGCACGCAGAAGCCAUGAAGACAGCAAAGAAAGUUACCCGGAUGAUGAUCAUCGUUGUUGUUUUGUUUACUUUGUGUUGGUUUCCUUUUUUUAUGUUCGUUGGUUUGGACAGUUUGCACAAGAUUGUAAUACCAUAUGCUGCACUCAAAAUUGUGGUGUGGUUGGCAAAUGCUUAUAGCGCAAUUAAUCCUUACAUUUAUUUGUCAUUUUGUAAAAAAUUUCGUAAGGAAUAUAUUAUCAUUAUGACGAAAUGUUGGAGGAGGUUAAGGUGUGGUUAAGACUGUUUUAUCCUGCCUUUAUCAGGCUUGUAUGACUAGUACCGUCGCCUUUUGCUCCUUUCUUUACUAUGGCUAUGGG